This is a messenger RNA of Mauremys reevesii (Reeves's turtle), 7449 nucleotides long. It is a transcript of the gene ABI2, whose product is annotated as abl interactor 2. Gene Ontology annotation, molecular function: SH3 domain binding. The transcript is spliced from 12 exons. Lineage: Eukaryota; Metazoa; Chordata; Testudines; Geoemydidae. The coding region runs from base 117 to 1742 and encodes 541 amino acids. Gene Ontology annotation, cellular component: lamellipodium. The record is from RefSeq and is a predicted model, not a curated record.
CGGGUUCUGCGCCUGCGCGGUGGGGUGCCCGGUUGUUGCGCCGCGCCGCGCCGCGGUGGGUGGGUGUUUCUCUCUCUCUGGGCCCCCGGCCGGGUCUCGGGGGCGAGGAUGUGAAGAUGGCGGAGCUGCAGAUGCUGCUGGAGGAGGAGAUCCCGGGCGGGCGCCGGGCCCUGUUCGACAGCUACACCAACCUGGAGCGGGUGGCCGAGUACUGCGAGACCAACUACAUCCAGUCAGCAGAUAAACAGCGAGCCUUAGAAGAAACCAAAGCCUACACAACCCAGUCCUUAGCAAGUGUAGCUUAUCUGAUCAACACUUUGGCCAACAAUGUUCUCCAAAUGCUGGAUAUCCAGGCAUCCCAGCUUCGGCGCAUGGAAUCUUCAAUCAACCAUAUUUCACAAACGGUGGACAUUCAUAAAGAAAAAGUUGCUAGAAGAGAAAUUGGCAUUUUGACUACGAACAAAAACACCUCAAGAACCCACAAAAUCAUUGCACCAGCCAACCUGGAGCGACCAGUUCGCUACAUUAGAAAACCUAUUGAUUACACAAUUCUAGAUGAUAUUGGACAUGGAGUGAAGUGGUUGCUUAGAUUUAAGGUUAGUACACAGAAUAUGAAGAUGGGUGGGCUGCCUCGUACUACUCCACCUACCCAGAAACCACCCAGCCCACCAAUGUCAGGAAAAGGAACUAUUGGGCGUCACUCUCCCUAUCGCACACUGGAGCCUGUGCGUCCUCCAGUGGUACCAAAUGACUAUGUACCUAGCCCAACACGUAAUAUGGCUCCCUCGCAACAGAGCCCUGUUAGAACAGCUUCUGUGAAUCAGAGGAAUCGCACAUACAGCAGCAGUGGGAGUAGUGGAGGGAGCCACCCAAGUAGUCGGAGCAGCAGUCGAGAGAACAGUGGAAGUGGAAGUGUGGGUGUACCUAUUGCUGUCCCCACUCCAUCUCCUCCUAGCGUCUAUCCAGCCCCUGCUGGCUCAGCUGGCACUUCUCCCCUUCCUGCUACCUCUGCACCUGCUCCUUCCCCCCUUGCUCCUGCUACUGCCCCCUCCGCUGCCCCAGAUGCUGCAGCUGCAGGAGCCCAGCCUCUUGCUGAUGGCUUCACCUCUCCAACUCCCCCUGCUGUUUCUUCCACUCCCUCAGCAGGUCACCCUGUUCAGUUCUACAGCAUGAACAGACCUGCCUCCCGGCAUACACCCCCAACAAUAGGGGGCUCUUUGCCAUACAGGCGCCCUCCUUCCAUCACUUCGCAAACGAGCCUUCAGAACCAGAUGAAUGGAGGGCCUUUUUAUAGCCAGAACCCAGUAUCCCUUGCUCCUCCUCCUCCUUCCAUCCUACAGGUAACUCCACAGUUACCACUGAUGGGAUUUGUGGCCAGAGUUCAAGAAAAUAUUUCAGAUACUCCCCCUCCUCCUCCACCUGUAGAUGAGCCAGUCUUUGAUGAGUCCCCACCUCCACCUCCACCCCCAGAAGAUUAUGAAGAGGAGGAGGCAGCUGUGGUUGAGUACAGUGAUCCUUAUGCUGAAGAGGACCCUCCAUGGGCACCAAGGACCUAUUUAGAAAAGGUGGUGGCGAUUUAUGACUACACAAAAGACAAGGAGGAUGAGCUCUCGUUUCAGGAAGGUGCCAUCAUUUACGUCAUUAAGAAGAACGAUGAUGGGUGGUAUGAGGGUGUCAUGAAUGGAGUGACGGGGCUCUUCCCAGGGAACUAUGUGGAGUCCAUCAUGCACUACUCUGAGUGAAGACCACAGGGUGCAGAGCUGCACCUUGCUCCACAGGAACUGUCCGGACUCCUCAGCUCUCCACCAGGGCCCACCCAAGUGAACUGAAUGAAGGAUAAUUGUAACAGCACCACUCUUGUUUUCUGCUUUUUUUUCAUUAUACAACAAUAGCGAUUUGAGUUGUUUGAACAAAUGGCUCUUCCAGCUGCCAGCAGUGGCUGUGCCCAACGUUGACUAAGCCGACCCGUUCAGAUGUAGAUAGUGGAGAUGUAACGAACUUGUUGAGUAGCUGAUACUUGACUGAAAUUCAGACUGAUUCAAGCGUGAUCUGGGAUCCUUCUCAGGAAUACUGUAUGCCCCUGUGAUAUUACCUCUGGCAUUAGUGCCUGGCACCGUGACAUCCUGGAUGCCAGUGCAAAGGGGUUAAUGUAACUGGCCAGUGGAAAUCCCUCCCUUUUUCUACACUCACAUGCAGCUGGAAAGACACUUGUGUGCUAGCUAACAUUUGGAUUCAUACACAAAGCAGUUACUGUAUCUGACUUCCAGAUGGUUCGUUACAUCUUUAACAUAAACACUUCUGCAACUGCUCUGCGCGUGUAGACUGAUGUGGGGGCUCACAGAGCUGGCUUGGGUUCACUUACCUUUCAGUUUAGAUAAUUGAGAUGGAUGCAUCACAGAAGACCUCACCAUUGUGUAAUCUUAGUCCUUUGCCUGCCCCAGGUUAGCUCUGUGUUAUGCACUGGUGUAGAAAGUUAUCCCUUUUGGCAUGAGCUCCCAGCCUGCUGGUGUGGAGGGGUUAAGCUGAACACAAAUGCAGUGUGUGGUGGUGAUGGGGGAAAUUAAGUUUAUAGGUUCCUAGGGAGUCUGAGGCUAACUCUAGGAGUUAAGGUUUGAAUCUAUUCGUGCAUGCUUGCACGAGACAGAUUAUUCAUCCCAAAUGUCAGUAUUACGCACAGUGUAAUUUUAAAAGCCAAUCAGGUCUUGUAAAUUGGCUCUUUUGUACUUUGGUUCUGGAUCUGAGUAUAUGCUGUGACCGCCCUGGGCAGAGGCAGGACAAAGAGCAGUUGUCUUCUUCAGGUGUAUUACCAAAAUCUCUUCUCAGUGGAAGUAAAAAGGGCUGCCAUAUGUGUUGGUUUUCCAUGGAAAGCUACACACAAACUGGUUGUUGUUUUAGCUCUUUUCCCUGCCCCUUCCAAUGUUUAUAAAAUAGUAAAUACCUUUCAUAGCUAUACCGAGCCAGGUGUGACUCUCACACUAUAAAGGUUUUGCAUACAUUUGUAGGUUGCUUUUUAAUAGUCUCAGAUGAAAAUGCCACCACUGGAGUUGGCUUCACAGAUGAGCGUAAACAACUCAGAACAGUCAUCUGUGCCAGUUUAUGAAGAACUGCAAACAAAAGAGGAGUGUUAACGUAGUUCAUUAACACAGCAAACUGAUUGACCUGCUGUUGUAGGCCACCUUCUGGAGGAGGGCAGCCUAUGUACAUUUAGUCUGAUCUCCCAUAAUAGGGAGCCAUGUUUCUUCCUGAACUGUCUUUAUUUGAGCCAAGGUGAAAUUCCAGCCAGUACCAACAGUAGCUGAUUCAAGUCUAGAUAAUGCUGCAGCAGUCUGCCAAGGCAUGUGUGUACAAUGGAGUAUUGCAGGGAGAGUAGUAGAGACAACUAACUGGAGGCUGGUUUUCCUUCCUUGGCUUGACUGUACACAUUUUCACUAUCUCAUAACUCAGUAUCUCGUGCAAUAUCUUGCCAGAGAUGUGCAUUUAGAGCAAGCAGGGACACUUUGGCUAGAUGGGACCUUUGCUAAGCUGAUGCGUCAAUCUGAGGGGGCAGAAAAGGGAAAAGCAUGGACAAAGUGUGCAUUUCUUCCUUAUCCUCUGGAUAUGAAGUCUCCUUGGAGCUUUUCUGCCUCUCAAUACUUGUUCAUAGCUGGCACUGGAGCCUAGCUGCUGUCAUGUCCUUGUCAGGAAGCUUCUCCACUCAGUUACCCCUUCUAUCCGUCUGCUGCAAAAAUAGUUUCAUUGAGCUGUAGCUAUCAAGCCCUGCCACACUGCAUCUGACAAGGCUCAUCUCACUGCUCCCCCCUCACUCCUUGCUGCCCUUCUGGAAGGUGGCAAUUGCAAGGUCAUUCUUGCUGAAUUAGGUGACACCGACCAAAAAGAUCCCUUUUGGGUUUUUUGUCUCCUAGUAGCAAAACCGAUGAAAACAGACAUUGCCCAGUGUCGUUGUAGGGGUGUUGGGGUGAGACAGAGCUAGGCAGUUACCAUACACCAAGCUGGGGCUACUGUUAGUUUCUAAGGUUUGGCGACACAGAAAGCUAUGAAAUGAAGUAGGAUGUGAAUUUAAAGUACAAGAGCUAUUCUGGGCCAUUUUGUCAUGUAAACGAGCCCUAAGGGCAUGUCUGCACUGCAAGUACCAGGGGAGCCCAUCUGCUCACAAAAUGGCUAAAGCACGGCUGCAUUGUGUAGUGUUAAUGGGGACCCCCCCACCCACUCCUCAGAGGGCUUGGUUAUGGUCCCAUCUACUCUACAGAGCAGAUGUGCUUUUUCUGAGUCUGAGACAUCGGUGUGGUAAGUGGUGUCCCUGACCUGGAUAUGCUUGUGCCAUAGACUGGGCACAGAAUCAAUAUUCCUUAAACUAGCUGUUUCCAUUAGAAAGACGUCUGGUGUGGCGAGCUCAGAGGAGUUGUAGGGUCCAGAAGGUCCUGAUCCCUCGCCAGCAGAUAACAUGGUGCAGGCAGCUCCUUGCCAAAGUGGGCUUGUGUUUUGUCUGCCCCCUGCUGACCACAUGCCACUUACGAGGUGAUUCAUCCUGCAGAGCUGCUGUGGAGGGAGUUUCUAGGUCACCUCCUGCUGGUUUGAUGCUUUUUUAUGCAGUACUAAUGUUGUAAAAAACACUUGAUGGGUUUUAUGCAUCUUUUUUAUUUUGUACAGGUUUUGAAUUCUGUAGAUUGUCCAGGGAUGAUGCUAUGUAAUGAGCAUAGACCAGGCCCAAAGUAAUCAGAUUUUGUAUGUACUGUUACAUAGACUGCAUGCUAUUAACGUCAGUGAGGGGGGUGGUUCCAGUUCUGUCAUUUAUACCCCCCUCCCCCAACUCUCCUUUCCCCUUUUAUUUAAAUGGUUGCUUCAAAAAGGGGUGGGGGAUUGGCAAAACUUGCUAUUCAAAUAGAUGCAGAACUUCUUUGUACAGAGUCCUGCUGCCAAAGGUAAAAUGAAGGUGUUAAGAGUUACAUGCUGUAGAUUACUCAGUGUUUUCCUGUCACUGGAGGCGGGGCGUAAGGAGAAAAGGACACAGCAGACUAGCCCAAAGCAGGCUCUAAAUCGUAAUUCUCCCUCCCUCUAACCCUCCACCUUUUUUCCAUCCACAACCAGUGGGGGGAAGAGCCACUCCCCCAUUGCUUCUGGCACUGUUGACAAAGGGUUCGUUGGUGAAGAAAUGGUGCUGUGCAACGAGGAAGCGCUACUCCCUCAAAGAACAAAAACAUUUCCUUCUUCCAGCACAAAGCUACACAAGUUGUGCACAAAGUGCCAGUCUGGCUAAAGCUACAGUACUGAGAGUUGGUCUGGUACCUGUGUCAGGGGGAGGGUGGGGGCUUUGGGUCCUGUUUCUGUGAAUAUGUUUCUGCUUACAUAAAGCCACUAGGUGUUUUUGCUUCCCUCAUUGGUGCUCACAGCCACUGUCCUUAGAGGUGGGGUGCACAGAAAAACAGUGGUUCUAAGCUCCUCCGAUGCUAUGGUGACAAGUGCCUCAGAAGAGCCUAUAUAAGUUGUGCUUCUCCAUGUUUUCUUGUCCUGCUGCUCAGAGGCAGGGCAUGGAGAAGCUAGUCUGAAGCUUUGCUGCUGUCUCAGUAAAGCAACAGGGGGGAGAUAAUUUUCAGUGCCAUUUCACACAGUCAUUUUCAGGGAUGGGGGGGUGAUUUGCUGUCAAGUGCUGCUGCAUAUUCUGGAGAAUUACAAAGUAUGAUGUCACGAGCAGGAGAUUGCAACUACAAAUCAAUGCCCUUUGGGGAGGUUCUCAUAAGAACUAAUGAUUGAGUUGCUUAACCAAUGGAGGGCUGCAUCACCCCACCCCUGCAGUUGUCAAACAGAAGAGGGGUGUGGGACAGAAGGCUACUGCCUCUCUCCUGUGUAGGUCUUAUAUUCCCCCCCAGCCAUUGAUUACUUCCCCUGAGCCGGGAAGUGCCCCUCAAUGUAGCCCCUCAUUAUUGCCAGGCUGAGAUCUGCUCUGAACAGGGAAAUGGGAAUAGUUGCUAACCAAACUCAUGUUUGCUGUUCAUAAGGGAGUCAUAGUAGCAGGAAAAGCCCAACACGGACAGCCUGCGAUGGGGGUGAAGCAGGCUCAAAGGCCACACUGCCUGUCUCAUAGCCGGGGUGAGGGGAGAGACUGAUGCUCUUCACACAGCACGAUUUGUUCAGGGAGGGAGGCUCCCAGCCCCACGCACCCUCUGCCAGCAGCACCAGUGCUCCCUGGGGGUGGGGGGGAAGGGAGGAAACGGCUUUCGCAAUGAGGUAAAAUAAACCCUGAGUCCAUCAUUGUCCCCAAGCUAUGCUGUUAGGUAACAUGCUCUGAGCACACGCCUUGGGGGCUUUUCUGCUGCCUGCCAGUGGGGACUAGGCAUGUUCCUUGUUUUUCCCAGUCUUAGCCCUCUGCCCUCAUGUUAACGCAUAAUCUGAUGGGGGCUGGGAAAGUGGGGCACUGUAUAAAUUACUUAGGGCUCUGCGCUAUUGUGCUCAGUGAUUGUGGUCCAAGCUGUGAAAAGUCAAGCCCGGUGAACACAGGGGGACCCUAGUAGCAGGUUUCCGCCUGGAGUGAGCAGUGCUAGGGGCGGUUUUUGAAAACACGAGCCCUAGGCAGAGUACAGUGGAAAGUGCACAGAUGCUGCAUUUGCCAAAUGGGGUAAUUUUGUGUAAUGCCUCUUUGGGCCCAGCCAAAACCAAAUUCUGAGUAGGAGAGAGUGAGCGGAAUCAGGUUUUUUUUUUUAGAACUUACUGUAUUUAUCACAUAAAUUACUAAUUUCCCACACCCUGCAGCAUAAUGCUGACUUAGCUGUAAUUACAUUUUUCUGGGUAGUGCUUUAAUAGACAGUAGCUGAACUCACUCUCUAGUUCCAUGGUCCUAGUUCUGUAUUUUGAAACUUCAAAAAUAAUAGCAUGGCCCUGUCACCAUCUUUGGGAAGAUACUUGAAAGCUAAAUCGAUGAAGCCAGGUUUUGAGAACAAUUCAGAGAAUGCUCCACUGCCACUUUAGUUUGAAAUCAACAUGUUACAUGCAACUUCCCCAGCUGAAAGUGGAUUUUUCUCUUUAAGGGUACAGGAGACUAUUAGCACAGGUGCCUUGUUAAGGCACAACCCUGCCAUGUCACAACAGGGUGUUUGCUAAAGCCGGGGUGGCAGCCUGUUAAGAGGUAGCCUUUCAACCCACCUCCUGCUGCCUGGCUACUACAGGACUUCGCUGAGAUGGGAGCAGUGCAUUUGUGUGUUUUUAUUGAUAAAUUCUACCACUGGAAAAUGUGGAAAAACAGAGCAGUGUACAAAUGAGUUUCUCUUUAGCAAGGUUAAGCACUGACAUCAUCUGAGAUUUUCAUAACGAACAAGUGCUUAUUUUCAUCUUUGAAAAGUGUCUUUUGCAACUUGUGUUGACAUGUGGUUGCUAUGAAUGCUCUGGAAAAACCUCACUGUCAAGUGUCCUCUUGUUCCUGUAAAUUUUUCUUCAAAAAAUAAAAAACACCCAAUUUGG